AUGUAUAAGGUUUUGCGAUCUUAUACAAAGAAGGCUGAACGUAAGCAUGAGCUGACUAGAUCGACGGCUGAUCACCACCAUCUGUCUGCUUCAUCGCAACAGAACUCAGUUGUUUCUUCAAGCACUGGGCCUUAUUCAGUCACUGUUGGUUGCGAUGAACGUCAUAAUGGUCAGAUCGUACCCAUGGAUAAUCGUAUUUAUGAAACAUAUAAUAAUGGUAGUUGGGGCGUUGGGCAAGGAUUCUCAGAAAGUUCUUCGUUUGAAACUCGUGAACAUUUUGAACGAAAGGUUCAGAGGGUUAAAAAAACUCGUAGCGAACGAGAUAGUAACCGAAAACUUAAAAAAACUAAAGUAUCAGAUGUUUUGUCAAGUUCAGACGGCGUGUCACCACGCGACGCUCUUUUGCAAUGGGCACAGGAAGUCACCAGAGGUUAUCCCGGUGUUAAUAUUCGCAACUUUACCAGCAGUUGGAGGGACGGCCUUGCCUUUAAUGCAAUAUUGCACCGUUACAGGCCGAAGCUCAUACAGUGGAGUCGAAUAAGCCAACCAGAAGUUUCACAGCGGGAACGACUUGAAAAUGCAUUUACUGCAGCUGAAAACGAAUUCAGUGUUUCAAGGUUAUUGGAUCCUGAGGACUUGGAUGUGGAAUCACCAGACGAGAGAAGCAUUAUCACAUACGUUUCUUCUCUUUACAAUGCUCUUCCUCACAGCAGUAGCCUCAGCAAGUACGAGGAAGAAAUGGAUGAGUAUGAAAGGCAGGCUUCGGAGUGGUUACGUUGGGUUACUCGUGCUACAGGCCUGAUGAAUGCUCGUCAAAUCCCAUCAAACGUCAGUGAACUACAUAGUUUGAUUGAAGAACUGGAACGUUUUAAGGCGGAAGAUCUUCCUCCAAAAUACCAAGAAAAACAGCGUUUGACUGAGCGGUAUUCCGAACUAUAUUCACUUUUCGAAGGGACAGAACUUCUGCAGAUUUCUUCUGAUUUAAGUCCUCCAGCACUCUCGGUUGCUUGGCAGCGUUUAGAAAAGGCCAUGGAAGAAAGAACUUUAGUUUUAGAAGAAAGAGCUGGAACAGUUCAGGGCUCUCUGGGAGAUAUUAUUAGUCGACUAACACGAGGAAUUAAUAUUACGAACGAAAAAUUGGAUCAUUUACUUAAUCGAAUUGAGGAGGUUGAUAAGAGAGUUGAAAAUGGAUGGUUAUCCGACCUUCAAGUUAUUGUCGAUGGAAUCAUAGACGAUCUAAAUGUGCUUGAAAGCCCUAUUCGCGGCUUCUUUGAAGAUGUUGAACAGCUAAAGCUGAACAGGCGUCCUGAAGCUUCUGACUUUUCAAAACAAGUAUAUGGUUUGGAACAGCGAAGACAGGCAUAUUUGGGCAAAUUGCAAACACAGUUUCUUAAUCGACUCGGAGUUCAUUCAGAAACGUUAAUUCGUGAGACAGAGGAAAGACGAGAGUCUAUCAAACGUUCAACAUUUGAUCGCGUUGAAGAAUGCAUUGAGUGGGUGCGACAGCGUGCUGAUAAACUAUCAAAUAUGGAAUUCAUUGAGAACUUGGAUGAGUUAGAAAGGAUGUUUGAAGAACACAAGAAGGACAACCACAAUAUUCAAGAAUUUCGUCAAAAUGUCGAUGAUUGUAUUGCACGUCAGGCUGAAGUGCCAACUGAGUAUACUCAUGAGUACUGUGAACUGCUAAGCACUUUGGAAAGCGAGUAUAAGCAGCUGCGUGAUCUGUCAGCUGGCCGCAUGUUGGACCUAGAUUCUUUAAUUGCUUUUGUUCGUGGUGCACAGGAAGAAAUUCGAUGGAUAGGCGUUCGGGAGGAUGUGGAAGUUACUAGGAAUUGGUCUGAUAUCAGUCAGUUAGACCUUCCAAUGUUACGGAAUUAUUACAAGCAGAUUCUGCAAGAAAUUGAACUUCGUGAACCGACUUUCAACGAUGUUCAUAAUAACGGAGCUGCCUUGUUAAAUCAACGCCAUCCUGCCGUUCGUGUUAUAGAAUUUUAUCUAGAUACAAUGCAGCGAAAAUGGGACUGGCUUUUAGGUUUAACGAAAUGUUUUGAGCAGCAUUUAAAAGAUGCAUUGAGCUUAAGCAAUUUUAUGGAGGAAGCAAAAGCUGCUGAAGAUUGGAUGAUACGACAAACUGAGCUUUUGGAAAGGAAGUAUGACCGAAGUGAUUUUACUGUGGAAGAGGGCGAGCAGUUUUUACAUGAGCUCGACGAGUUUAAUGAUUUAAUUAGGAAAUAUCAUGGAAUUUUAAUGGCUUUGACGGACAGGAGUGCACAAAUUUCUCCUUUAUGGCAACGAGGAGAGAGAAUUCAGAGACCUAUACCUGUUACAGCUUUGACGGAUUAUGCGGAUGCAAAUAUUAUUAUAAGAGAAAGAGAUGAGUGUACUUUGUUGGACAACUCAGACUUGAUUCACUGGGAUGUUAGAGGUGCUGAUGAUGCUCAGAGUACCGUGCCUUCUAUAAUAUUUCGUAUACCUCCUCCAGAUGCAAGAUUAACUGCGUAUCUUCGGAAUUUACACAACAACUUUGACAAGUUAAGACGGUUGUGGGAAAAGAAGCAUCAGUUCGUCAGGUUCAACAUGGUUUUAAAUACCAUGGGUCAGAUAAGGGGUUGGGAUCUUGAUACCUUUUUGAUUUUGGAGCCGGAGGCGCGAGAGCAAAUAAUAAAGGCUCUUAAUGAUGACGCUCAGAAGCUCCUUGCAGAAUUAGAACCGGAUGAUCCAUUGGCUUUGCGCUUAAAGGAAGAGCUUGCCUUGACUAACGAGCAUUACUACAACUUAUUGAAUGAAUCUAUGCGUCCUAAAGAACCUGAUCUUGGAAGUAUAUUUGACGAAAAGAUUCGAGAACUGUUGGGCAAGCUUGAUCAGGCUUAUAGUGAUUUGAACGAACGAGCAUCACAGGGUGUUCCGCGAUCGGUUGAUGAGCUGGAGAAGUUGAUUAGCAGUCAUAAGAAUUUUGAAGAUAUCUUACAAGCUUAUGACGCUGAUGUUUCUAACAUUAAAGAGCUUUUCCGGCAACUUCCAAAUCCGUCUCCUUCGCAGAGAGCGAACCACGAGCUACUCAAUAACCGCUGGUCUGAUUUGUGGCAACUUUCGCAGAUGUAUGUUGAACGUUUAAGAGUCCUGGAGCGGGUCUUGCAGGGGAUCUCAGAGGUUGCUGAUAUAGUCCGUCAGCACGAAAUCACUCUUAACUCGUUUGAUGACCUUCCUGCUGCGUUAGAUAAGCUUCGCGGCGUGCAUUCUCAACUGCUUGAGCUCAAUAUGGUAUUAAAACAGCAGCAGAACGUUGUCGAUUCUUUGAACCAUAACAUUGCUGUUUUGCGCCAGCAUAUUGCGCGAACAAGGCAAACUACAGCGCAUCCUGAUGUCGAUCGACUUGAAGAUGAUGUUCAGAAUUUGACUGUACGUUGGGAAAACGUUUGCUCCCAAGUAGCUGACCGCUUGAAAACCGCUGAGGAAGCGUUACAUACACAAAUGGUUUAUCGUUCGGCAUACGAAAACGAAAUUGCUUGGUUAAAUCGUGUAGAAAAUACCAUCAAUGGCUUGCGUAAUCCGGAGGAGAUGCAACCGGAGCAGUAUCAAAGUCAAUUAGACGUCCUAUUGGCAGAGUACGCCCAACUUCAAGAAAGGACAGAAGCAAUAGAGAAUGUUAACAAAGAAGGUGGAAAAUUUAUUCGUCAGGCAAAGAGCUAUGAUGCGGAUAUUGCUCAAUAUUUGGACGAUGUUGUUGGAAUACAUGGACCCGUAAUUAGAGACCUUUUCCGCCGGACAAAGCCGCAGCCAAAGAAUGGCGCUCAGAUAGUAACUGAAGAGCUAGAAGGUUUGAAUCGUCGACUUGCGCAAUUGAGUUCCUUCAUUCUUGAAAAAAGGAACCACAUGCAAGUAUUAAUUCAAAAGUGGAAACGCCAGAAACAGGAAGAAGAAGAACGCCGUCGAGCUGAAGAGGAAGAAAAAUUACGGCAGUUUGAAUUAGACCGGUUAAAAAAGCUAGAAGAAGCCGAUCGAAUUCGAAAAGCACGAGAGGAGGCAGAGAGAAAACGCCGUGCUGAAGAAGAAGCUAGGCGGCAAAAAAAACAGGAGGAGCUAGACAGGUUGAGAAGGGAAGAAGAAGAACGUUUGCGAAGGAAAGCCUUAGAAGAUGCGGAAAGGAAAAGAGAGGAAGAGGAACGUAGGAGGAGAGCUGAAGAGGAUGAACGUAGAAGAAAGGCUGAAGAAGACGAACGUAGAAGAAAAGCUGAAGAAGAUGAACGCAGAAGAAGGGCUGAAGAAGAUGAACGCAGAAGAAAAGCUGAGGAGGAAAGGAGAAGAAGAGAGGAGGAGGAGGCUGCUAGGCGUAGAGAGGAAGAAGAAAGGAAGCGGAAGGAAGCUGAAAAACGUCAACGAGAACAACAGCCACGUGUUCCCGAAACAAAUAUGGCACAAAUGGGUUGCACUGCCACUUUGGAAGAUUCCUACACCGAUUUUGAACUGCCUGGUGAAAUACCAGUCACUCCGAAAAUCCGGGAACACGAGGAGGAACCGCAAAUGUUCCAAGAGGAAACAGUGAUUAAAAAGCAAUUCUAUGAAAUGGAGGGCAUAUUACAUAAACAAACUGGCGAGAUUCUGACAUUUGUUGAGGCAGUUCGUCAGGGUUUGCUUGAUUUACAUUCUGGUGGAGGUGAAUUUUAUGACAUUGUUUCUGGCCGUAUUAGUUUGGAAAAAGCAGUCGAGCUUGGUUACAUAGAUGGAAAGCUCCCAGAAGUUUUGAAUCGCCACUAUGGUAUUCACCAUCCUGAUACUAAGGAAAGUUUGUCAUUGCUUGAUGCUAUCCAGCUUGGUUUGUACGAUCCUGACACUCGUCAGCUUCGGGAUAUAAGAAGUGGAGAAAUUUUGUCUAUGCAGGAUUGUAUAGAAAGAGGCAUUUUAACAGUGCAGACUCAGUACUGGUUAGUUAGGGCAAAUAUACUGAAGCUUCCACCUAUUUCUUUGGAGGAGGCGAUAAGUCGCGGAGUUGUAGACAGGGAGACUGGUGAUUUUACAGGGAGAUAUACUGGGGAAAAAAUACCUUUAAAAGAAGCUUUAUACUAUGGUUAUGUUCAAAUUGGGGGAAUGAGACCGUAUCAGAAAUACGCUGUUUCGCUCUCUGACUGCAUUUAUCUUGGUCUUAUAAACGCCAUAACUGGUGAAUUUCACGAUAGGAAUUCCGGCGAAAGGUUUACGUUGCAGGAGGCCAUCUCAAGUGAGACGUCAUUGGUAAAUUUGCUUCUUAAAGAAAUCAUAAAUACUAUCGAGGAAAAGCGUGUAACUUUGGAAGACGCAAUUGCGAACAAUGUAAUUGCUGCGAAGGAAGGGAAGUACAAUGACUUACAAGCAAACAAGAGCUUUACUUUACAAGAAGCGUUUGAUAGGGAUUUGAUACAGAAGCCUAUGACACUUACAGAAAUAAGCGAAAAAGGACUUGUUGACUCCACACACAAAUUUAUUGAUGCUGGGACAAAACAUCGGUAUACGCUGCUUGAAGCUGUCGCGGGGGGCCUGCUAGAUGGAGAAGUAAGGCAUAUCGUUGACCCGGAAAGUAAGGAAAUUGUCUCUAUUUGUGAUGCUCUUGAAAGAGGACUUCUUGCUCCGGAUGGUAAGAUCAUGGUUGAGGACGACAAGACGUUUACUGUUUCUGAAGCUGUACAUGCGGGUUUGUUAACGAAGAGAGUACGUCAUUCAGUUUUUGACAUAAAAGGAUUCAACAAUAAGGUGACGAAAGAGACGUUGAAUUUUAAUGAAGCUGUGGAGGCUCUUAUUGUCAUACCGCAGGCGGAACGAAUUGUUGAUCUUUCGACACACGAAAGUUACAGCUUUCUUGAUGCUCGUGAUAAGGAUAUCAUUGAUCCUGUCUUAUACCGUCUUCUUAGUUUAAACACAGGAAUCAAAGAUGAAGGAGGCAGGGAAAUUUCACUGUUUCGAGCUGUUGCGAAAGGCUUUAUUGACCCAGCAAAAAGUGUAUAUUUGCAUAAAAAUAGAGAGCUUGGUCCAAAGCAGGCGUACGAGGCGGGUUUUGUCUCUUUACGUGGUGCCCUCCAGCUCACUGCGCUAUUUGACAUCCAUCCGUCUUUGAUUUCUUCUUCACGAAAAUACGAAGUUAAGCGAAGAAUUCACAGACCUGGUCAACAGUCAAGCAUUGCAACUGACCAAGUGAAAGUUACUUUAGCAGAAGCUAUGAAGCAAGGUUUAAUUGAUGCUAAGACUCACCGGUUCCGUCAGGGAGAUACGGAAAUGAGUUUUGAAGACGCUCUCAGCCACGGCUUCAUUCAUCCUUCAGACGAGUGGAUAGUUCCAUCAAGGAACGCAGAAACGGGACCAACAAUUGAGGAGAAGGUCAAUGAGACUGUGACCGAAACUGGCCAGCAGUUAGGACAGAAGUAUUAUCCAAAUAUUGAUGGAAAUGUGGAAGAGUCAGUGACAACUAUUCAGCGUGUCAAGACAACAGAAACUACAGCUGUCGGUGGGCCAGGCGGCGUUUCAGCCUAUCGUGCAAUCACUGGUGGCAGGGGAGCUUUUGAAGUUCCAGCCGACGGGUUCCACUUGCAUGAAGCCGAGCAGAAAGGAUACAUUGAUCUUAAGACUGGUGUUGUAUCUCCUCCAAACGUUGAAAGGAAAUUGAGCUUUGAGGAAGCUAUUAAGUUUGGUGUGAUUAAUGGCAGUACCAUUUUCUAUGUAGAUUCAAAUACCGGUAAAAAAGUGCCUGUAAAAGAGGCAUUGGAGCGAAAAUUGAUUAAUUCAAAUGGUUCUGUUAAGAAUAAGGGGAAAUUAUUGGAUUUGCAAUCAGCAGUUGAGAAAGAAAUAAUAGUGGUUGAGCCAGAAGUUCUCUUAGCGCCUUCUACUAGUAACCGAAAAGUAAUCCAGUUUGCCCCUGGCUCGAAUGUUGUAAUGAGUUUCCGUCCUGUGGGAGACGCCGUGGUAGAAGAGUCUGAACAUUCAUGGUCUUUCGAUACUAGUAGAGGAGAAGUUGUAGAUCAUAUUACUGGGGAUUGUUUGUUACUGGACGCAGCUAUUGAUCGGGGUGUUAUUUCUACGUCAGAUUUGCUCGUGUACGAUACUCUUACCGGGCGGGAAAUGUCUUUCGACGAAGCAGAGAAGUGGGGAGUAGUUGAUAAGAAAAACCGUUAUUAUUUGGACAAAGUUGAUAGCAAACGGUACUCAUUUGCUGAUGCGGCUAAACAGCAUCGUAUUUAUCCAGCAGGAGGUGCACCUGAAAAUGCGGCAGAUGCAGUUUUUACGACCGUGAAGGUGCAGCGAAGGAGCGAAGUAUCAAAGAAGCAAGCACUAUCCACUGGUUUACAAAACGGGGAGUUGUCGUUAAGCAAACUUUUAAGCCUUGGAUUGUAUGAUGCGAAGACUGGUACGUUUGUUCACCCGACUGCCAACAAGUCACUUACGUUAAAGCAAGCAAUAAUUGAGGGACUGGUUGAUCCAUACCACUCGAUAGUAGUUGAUAGACGCGGUAACCGGGAAUUACUCAUGAUUGACGGUAUUAGUGAAGGAAUAAUUGAUGAUGAGUCUGGCACAGUGCUUGAUACUGCUAGCAGGAAGACUUUUGACUUACAAACAGCGAUGAAAGACGGUCUUUUGCGUAGUAAGAAUAUUCCGGAAAGUUUUGAAGAUGCUAUAAUUAAAAGCAAGUUGGAUUUAAACACUGGAGUUUUCACUGACCAGCAAGGAAAGAAGAUGCCACUUCAAAAAGCUUUAGCUGAAAAUUUGAUUGAGGGCAGCACUGUAGUCAUUCGAGAUCCUCUUACAGGUGAAGAAAUGAGCUAUCCUGAGGCGGUCAAAAAGGGCGUAGUGAAUUUAGACGAAGGUGUAGUGUACAACAGACGUACAAGCGAGAAAAUGAGUUUUCCACAGGCUUUAUCAGGUGGCAUUAUUGCCGGCAUUGGUUCAAGACCACGUACGACUACGAGUACUGGUCACCCUCGAAUUGUCGAAAGAAGCCUUCAACUUACUCCGUUUGCACCGCCGAUGAAGCACACGGAAGCUGCACUAACUGACGGCAGCAGCCAUGGGCAAAACCAGAUGCUUGAAUUGCCAAAUGGUAAUAAAGCUCUUGUAAAAAUGGUUCGUGGCGAAGGCGGAGUUGAGAAGGGUGAGUAUUUCGAUCCCAGCUCAGGUAUGAAGUUUAUCUACCAGGUUCAAGGUGACCCAUAUGUUACAAAAACUGAAACAAAAGUGCGCAGUACUUCUCAAGUGCGAUCUAUUGAUGUUGAACCGCAUGCUGAACUAGUGGGCAUCGAUAGAGUGAAAGAUAAAAGAAGUGGUAGGAUUAUGUCGCUACAGGAAGCGCAACGUCUUGGGCUGGUACAUGUCGAUAAAAAAGGGAAAGAGACGACUAGGACUUAUUCAGUCUUUCGAUCAAAUCUUUCAAAUGCCAUUGAAAAAGGAGUUGUUGAUCAAGAUGGUGAGAAGAUCAGUCUUGGAGAUGCUAUACGUGCCAAAUUGAUAGACAUUGUGAAUUUGAAAUAUAAUAGCCGCAAAACAGGAGAGUUGACUCUUGAGCAGGCUGCUAAUAUGGGGUAUUUGGACGCUACUCUUUCUGAUGUGUUGUCAGAGGGGGUUUACAAUCCCGCUAAUGGGUACCGAAUUUCCACAAAAGACGCUGUAAGCUUUGGUAUGAUUGAUUUGAAAACGGGAGAGGUUUGUAAUCCUUGGUCUGGCAAGAAAUUAAGUUGGAUAGAUGUGUUGAAACCUGUAUAUGUAAGUCUGACCAAGGAAGGAGUGUAUGACCCUGCAAAAGGUUACAGAAUUCCAAUUCUUAGUGCUAUUGUGGAAGGAUUAAUUGAUACGACCAGAGAACUUUACUGUAACAGAAUCACUGGUCAGAAAAUAAAUUUGGAUGAGGCUGUCACAAACGGAUUGAUUGAUCCUGAUACCGUCAAAGCAAUAAGGGAACCGUUUUUGGUUGACUACAGAACUCACAAAGAACUGAACUUUAUAGAAGCAGUGCGGGAGAAACUGGUUGAUCCUCGCAAUAGGACAGUCCAGUUUGCAGAACAUGUUAUUGUACCAGUUGCGAGAGCAACCGCGGAUGGAAAAAUUCCUCGCAACAUUGGAGAAAUUCUCAAGAGGGUUGACAAAAUGAACUUUGCCGAGGCAUUGGGUAAAGGAUUGAUAGAUGUCAGACAAGACUGUUUUACAGAUCCGGAGACUGGCCGGCAAAUGCCGAUCAGCCAAGCCAUUAUUGAGGGUUACAUUGAUACGGGAAAUGUUGUAGCAGCUGAGGGAUCUGACGAAACAAAUCUUUCUAAAGUACUAUUUUCUUCAGCGUUUGAUGAAGUUUCUGGCAGAGUUAAGGACAAGAAAACUGACUUGAAUUUAACGUUUGAGGAUGCUGUUACUCGUGGUGUUAUAGAUGGAAAUUCUUUGUUACACAGCUUUGACUAUAAUGAGACUAUGACACUGCAGCAAGCCAUGGGUCUAAAUCGCAUCACACCUAAUGGUCAGUAUAAGGAAGCAAAGACUGGCAACACUUUCACUUUGAAAGAAGCUGUGGAUCGUGAUCUAAUUGUAUUAAUUCCUUCCCCUAUGCAGGCGGCUCAGAAGGUUACAGAAGCGGUCAAGCGCCGAGACGCAGAAGGUUAUAAAUUUAAAAUUGAACCUGCAGAUACAUGGAAAAGCAAAACUAGCGCACCGCAUUGGCGCGAGGAAUCCUCAGUAAUUAAAGUUUCUACUCCGUUGAAAGACUAUCGUACUGAACGGGUUUCCCGCAGUUCGGAGUCAGGCUCUGAGAUGGGGAUUGGGGAGCCGGGAGUUAGAACUUGGACAAAGACCUGGCAGGGUAAAACGUCUGAGUUAAGGCAACCGCAAUCUGGUUCUUCACACACGCUGUUCUCAUCCAGUUCUUCAUCUUCUAAACCUUCUAACCCUCCAAUAUGGGCUCGUAGAGACUAG
Molecule: messenger RNA, 9912 nt
Organism: Enterobius vermicularis (human pinworm)
Lineage: Eukaryota; Metazoa; Nematoda; Chromadorea; Rhabditida; Oxyuridae
Source: the annotation of a GenBank genome assembly